This is a messenger RNA of Lepidothrix coronata (blue-crowned manakin), 2290 nucleotides long. RefSeq names its product copine 4 (gene CPNE4). Gene Ontology annotation, cellular component: plasma membrane. The transcript is spliced from 16 exons. Gene Ontology annotation, biological process: cellular response to calcium ion. The coding region runs from base 143 to 1813 and encodes 556 amino acids. The record is from RefSeq and is a predicted model, not a curated record. Gene Ontology annotation, molecular function: calcium-dependent phospholipid binding. NCBI's taxonomy places the organism in Eukaryota, Metazoa, Chordata, Aves, Passeriformes, Pipridae.
GUGGAGCUGCCGGGCUCCCUCGCUUUUCUUCACAUGGGGCUCGCCCUGCGGGCGGGACAGCGCUCCUGCUCUCCCGCCGACCGCUGAGAGGGACCCGGCGCGGGCGGAGGGGUCUCGCCGCCACCGGCGGGCAGAACAAGGAAUGAAGAAAAUGAGCAACAUCUAUGAAUCAGCAGCCAAUACCCUGGGAAUUUUUAACAGCCCAUGCCUGACUAAAGUGGAAUUGCGAGUUGCAUGCAAAGGCAUAUCAGACAGGGAUGCCCUCUCAAAACCAGAUCCUUGUGUCAUCCUUAAAAUGCAGUCGCACGGCCAGUGGUUUGAGGUUGACAGGACAGAAGUGAUUCGGACCUGUAUAAAUCCUGUCUUCUCCAAGCUGUUCACAGUGGACUUCUAUUUUGAAGAAGUGCAGCGACUGCGAUUUGAAGUGCAUGACAUUAGCAGCAACCACAAUGGGCUGAAGGAAGCGGAUUUUCUUGGUGGCAUGGAGUGCACUCUUGGACAAAUUGUUUCUCAGAGGAAACUCUCCAAGUCCUUACUCAAACAUGGCAACACAGCAGGAAAGUCAUCUAUAACAGUGAUCGCUGAGGAAUUGUCUGGCAAUGAUGACUACGUUGAACUUUCAUUCAGCGCACGGAAAUUGGAUGACAAGGAUUUUUUCAGCAAAUCUGAUCCUUUCCUGGAGAUUUUUCGCGUGAAUGAUGAUGCAACCCAGCAACUUGUUCAUAGAACUGAGGUUGUGAUGAAUAACUUAAAUCCAGCAUGGAAGACCUUCAAAGUGUCUGUAAAUUCUCUGUGCAGUGGAGACCAAGACCGCAGGCUAAAGUGCAUAGUUUGGGACUGGGAUUCCAAUGGAAAGCAUGACUUCAUUGGAGAAUUUAGCUCAACUUUCAAGGAAAUGCGAGGAGCUAUGGAAGGAAGACAGGUACAAUGGGAAUGCAUUAACCCCAAGUACAAAGCAAAGAAGAAGAAUUACAAGAACUCAGGCAUUGUCAUCCUUAACCAGUGCAAGAUCCACAAGAUGCAUUCUUUCUUAGAUUAUAUCAUGGGAGGCUGCCAAAUACAGUUCACAGUAGCUAUAGAUUUCACUGCAUCAAAUGGUGAUCCUAGGAACAGCUGCUCACUGCACUACAUCCACCCCUAUCAACCCAAUGAGUAUUUGAAAGCACUGGUAGCUGUUGGGGAGAUUUGCCAAGACUAUGACAGUGACAAAAUGUUCCCAGCCUUUGGAUUUGGAGCAAGAAUACCCCCAGAAUACAAAGUCUCUCAUGACUUUGCAAUCAAUUUCAAUGAAGACAACCCAGAAUGUGCAGGAAUACAAGGUGUUGUGGAGGCUUAUCAGAGCUGCCUUCCCAAGCUGCAGCUGUAUGGGCCAACAAACAUUGCUCCCAUCAUCCAGAAAGUGGCAAAAUCAGCAUCAGAGGAGACCAACACCAAGGAGGCCUCGCAAUACUUCAUCUUGCUGAUUCUGACGGAUGGUGUCAUCACAGACAUGGCCGACACCAGAGAGGCCAUUGUCCAUGCCUCCCACCUUCCCAUGUCAGUCAUCAUUGUCGGGGUGGGGAACGCUGAUUUUAGUGACAUGCAGAUGCUGGAUGGUGAUGAUGGGAUCUUGAGGUCUCCCAAGGGCGAGCCUGUGCUUCGAGACAUUGUCCAGUUUGUGCCAUUUAGGAACUUCAAACAUGCAUCCCCAGCUGCUCUAGCAAAAAGCGUUUUGGCUGAAGUUCCAAACCAAGUCGUGGAUUAUUACAAUGGCAAAGGGAUAAAACCAAAAUGUAUGUCAGAGUACGAGUCUUCCAGGACACUAGCUCCAUGAACCUGCCUGCACUCUUUUACAAAAUUAAAAAAGAAAAAUGCUACCGUCUACAACUCCUGUACUUAAAAAUGAAACAAAACAAAAAAAUAGCACGUUUUGGUGAUUUUUAACUAAAAUAACCUUUUUCUUUUUUUUUUGCAUGUGUAGCCUAAAGGCUUAAAUCUGUUAAGCGGUUGUAUUGUUGAAAACUUUUUAUGAGAAAAAAAAUCCCGAAAAAAAAAGUGAACUCUUUACAUUACAGCAUGUCGCCUUGAAAUAAAAAGUUAUCUGUAUCUGGUUUUUAUACAGGUUUGUUGAAAUUUUGCUAUAUUUCUUAUCUUUACACUGUAAAGCAUUUUGAAAUAUUUAUUGAGAGUCAUAGACAAAAUGUCUUUGGUUUAAUCUGCUAAGAACUGAGAGAUUUUUCAAAAUGGCAGAUGCAUGAACUGUAUUUUGCAUGUUUAAAAUAAAAACAACACAGUUUUGCAGUUGUCUUUA